UUCAUCACUGUGUUGCCACUCUGAACCAUCUUCAGGCAGCAGCCACAUCUCCCAGCUUCGCUCCUCUGCAUCCCACCUUUACAGUGUAAUGAUCGACGUUUCAUGAGAGGCACCUCAAGGUGGGGCUAAAUUGUCUUAUAUUCCCAAUCAUGUCGCGUAGGCGGAGUCUGACUCUCACGCUCUUUGCUGUGCUGCCGCCUGCCCAGCCUGUACUGUACAUGACAAAACCAAGAGGAUGGAGUGAGUGAAAUAAAUCCACACUUCUUCAUUUCUCACAGCCACUUUUUUUUUGUAAUUUGCCAGGAAGAAGAAGGGAGUGUGUUUAGGAAGAAAACGUGUCCUAGUUAGUAGAAGAAAGCAGCAGCCUAUCUGUUUCUACGCACACCCUACUCCAGUGAAGGCAGGCAGCAGUUCAGAUCAGAUUUCACAUUCAGCUCCGACCAGCUGAGAGAGAGACAGCCAGAGGAGCAGGAGGACUCGUAUCUCCGCUUUCCCCCUCCGUUACCCCUCUCUGCGCGGCGUGCGCCACAAAAAAACCCUGUGAGGAAACCCGGGUGCGCGGCGCAAAUAUUAAAGCAACCACCGGGAUUCUUUCCCCUCUCCUUUUUUUUCUUUUUUAUGUAUUUUUGCAGGAUUUCAGCAGCGAGAGCGCCACAGAGAAUUAGAUAGAGCGAGAAGAAGAGAUGGACGAGCAGCCGAGGUUGAUGCACUCUCACACGGGGGUAGGCAUGGCAGGGCACCCCGGCCUGCCGCAGCAUAUGCAGGAAGGCAACGGAGGAACGGACGGCGACGGAAGAAAACAGGACAUUGGAGACAUUUUACAGCAAAUUAUGACCAUCACGGAUCAAAGUCUGGACGAAGCCCAAGCCAGGAAACACGCUCUGAACUGUCACAGAAUGAAGCCAGCUCUUUUCAAUGUCUUGUGUGAAAUCAAAGAAAAAACAGUGCUGAGUAUCCGCGGCGCCCAGGAGGAGGAGCCCCCGGAUCCUCAGCUCAUGCGGCUGGACAACAUGCUGCUGGCGGAGGGCGUGUCCGGUCCGGAGAAAGGCGGAGGCUCGGCAGCAGCGGCUGCUGCGGCGGCGGCCUCGGGAGGAGCCGGGGCAGAUAACUCCGCGGAGCAUUCUGACUACAGAGCCAAGCUGUCCCAGAUCAGACAGAUCUACCACACAGAGCUGGAGAAGUACGAACAGGUGAGAGCGUGUAACGAGUUCACCACCCACGUGAUGAACCUGUUGCGGGAGCAGUCGCGCACGCGGCCAAUUUCACCCAAAGAGAUCGAGCGCAUGGUGAACAUCAUCCACCGCAAGUUCAGCUCCAUCCAGAUGCAGCUCAAGCAGAGCACCUGCGAGGCCGUCAUGAUCCUGCGCUCCCGCUUCCUCGAUGCCAGACGGAAAAGACGAAACUUCAACAAGCAGGCGACAGAGAUCCUGAACGAGUAUUUCUACUCGCACCUCAGUAACCCUUACCCAAGCGAGGAGGCUAAAGAAGAGCUGGCAAAGAAGUGUGCCAUCACAGUGGCCCAGGUUUCCAACUGGUUUGGGAAUAAAAGAAUCAGAUACAAGAAAAACAUUGGUAAGUUCCAAGAAGAAGCCAACAUGUACGCUGCGAGAACUGCCGUGAAUGCGGCUAAUGCAUCCUCACAUGGAAGCCAAGCAAAUUCACCCUCAACUCCAAACUCUGCAGGUUCUGCUGGCUCUUUUAACAUGUCAAACUCCGGGGACUUAUUCAUGAGCGUGCAGUCUCUCAAUGGGGACUCGUACCAGGGGGCUCAGGUGGGAGCCAACGUGCAGUCACAGGUGGAUACCCUUCGCCAUGUUAUCAGUCAGACAGGCGGAUACAGUGAAGGACUCACAGCCAACCAGAUGUACAGUCCGCAGGGCAUCAAUGCAAACGGUGGCUGGCAGGAUGCUCCGACCCCCUCAUCAGUGACUUCACCCACAGAAGGACCCGGAAGCGUUCACUCUGACACCUCCAACUGAUCCUCCACCUUCCCCCUUCCCUCAGUCCUCUGCUACAUAACUUCCACCAUCACCACACCCCCCAGCCACUAUCUCCCAAAACUUAAGCUCAAACCCCAUCGGGACUGGACGUGACGUACUGCGGGACACAGUUGGGGAGUCUGGGGUGACAUUUUCAACUAUUACAGACAAAUAUUUCACUUUUCCUAUCUGGACCAUGGCGGCACCGUUGGCAGCCUGCAUAGGGGACUCAUAUCCACACUUCACAGUUUGUACAGUUUCCACUUGAUGUCCAUGUUGCCUCUUUGUAUUUCUCUUACAUUCUAUAUUCACACAGUCGGCACACAGUUAGCAGCAUAACGCCCCACGUCUUGUAAAUUGAAAUUCUUUCACACUACCUCUAUUCGAAAUAACAACAGAGAAAACAACAAAGGCUUCGGUUUUACAAAUUUUUAUAAUUAUUGGAAUUUUACUGUCCACCACGCCAUGCCCUGUCACACACACCCGUCUUUAUUACUGUGCUCACAGAUUCUGUUUAUCUGUAGUGCCAAAGUUCAACCCUGGAGGUGAAUUUUGAUAAUGUUACUUGUUUUUAUGUCAUGUCCUGAACCUUUCUCAUGCCAUACUGAAGUAUUAUUAUGUUAGUCCAGUCAUAUUAGUCAGGUAAUCCUCAAGUAUUCAGCCUUGAUUUAUAUAGUUUGUAUUCAGAACUUCUACAACAGACAAGGACAUAUAAGGCAUUUUAUAUUUUAUUGCCAGAGUGGUAGGUUUUCUGCUCAUAUGCAGUACAACAUUACAAAGAAUUCACAGUUUUUAACACAAGCAAUUAACAGCGUGACUUAGAAAGAGUUGAAGUUCUGUCACGCAUGUUGGCUGCAUCCGCAAUAUUCUACUGAAAAAUUGACCUUAGCAGCAAUUACAGCACGUCAGUAUGUAUCAAAGCACAAUAACUCCUAAAGAUUGAACUCAAAGGGUAACAUCUGUAAAUGUGGAAGACAAAACCAUUUAAAUAUAGUAGGCAUAUAUAGAGGGAAGAGAGUGUACAUACAGUACAUUAUCAGACAUCGUCAGUGUGUAUUAAUACAGCCAAAUACUGCUGGUAACCAAAUCUAAAACAGAAAUUGUAAUUCUGAUUUUAAGGUACCAUGUUGUUGGGAUUUAACACAUUGAAUUGACUUUUCAUAUAUGGAGUUAUGUUUGUGUCAUAAUGCUUAUAACUAUAACUCAUUUUCUGUCCUCAAAGUAUGCCAUUGAACGCAGAGGACUGUGGCACAAAUACAGCUCCAUGUGUUCAGUGCUGGAAAAAAAACCUGAUGUUGCUUGCCCUGUGCCCCCCCCCCCCUGUGCUCUGAUAAUGUUAGGGAGAACAUCUGGAAAGGAAACCAGUGUUUGUGUUUUCAGUCUUCAAAAGUCCAUUCAUCUUUGUCUUGUUUUAAAAUGACACUAAAAUGCCACAUUCAUCCACACAAACGAAUCCAAAAUGUGAAAUUUAAAUUUCUUGUAUGUACUGUAUAGUAUGUGGUCUAACAUGUAUACAUGAUUACAAUAGUCCUCAUGAGAUAUCAGCAUUUACAUACUUUGAUACCAAAAAAAAGGCAGAAUUUUUAUCCUCUACAUUGGGAUCAGCUUUAUCGACGUUUUCUUUUUCCUCUUUUUGUAGGAUUUUAUUAUCGACAGCACUAGCGAGCAUCUCAUAAUGUGCUCGUGUUCUGUAUUCAAAGCCAAAAACAUGCAGUUGGAAUACAGCAGUGUUUAUAUAAAUGAAAGUGGAAACAAAUACCCUGAUGGCACACAAAUCCAGAUAAUGUUUGGAUAUAUUUUUAUGUCUCCAUUUUGUGAAUAUCUCAUUUCUUUGUUGUUGUUUUCAUUUGAUAUUAUUUUGCUUUGCUACAGGACUAUGUUUCUUUUUUUAAUGCUACCAUUAUAUGUGAAUUAGCCCAAGAAUGCUCUAUAUACAGUAUGUAGAUAUGCACCUUUACUCUUCUUUUGCAUCUUUCAAUUUGGGCAGCAGCCAUUUUAACACCGCCUGACAGAGUUUCUGUUGGAUUUAAGGUCAAAUCCUGAUGAUUAUUUUGUACUCAGACCACCCAAACGAGCCUGCCUCCGAGAUGGCCGCUGUCUGAAUGAAGCUGACGUGAAAAGUUAGUGUUAACAUCGCCCCUCUGGCAUGGUUUUUAAACUUAAACACUUACAGCAAACAAAAUUCAAGCCUUCAGAUCUCAACCGGUCACAAUACAGCCUGAGAAACGCAGGUAUUUUUUAAGUCGUCAGUGUGUUUGUAUUUAUUACACAUGUAUGGAAUCUUGGAUACUGUCUGGAGGUCUACCACGGCAUGAUUACACCAAACAAACUCAUUUGGAUCAUCGGGAGCGCCUCCUCCUCCUCGACUCACCUGCUCAGUGUUACAGUGGAGAGGGGGCCGAGCACAGAACCUGCCUCAGUCGUGUCUUCUGAAGUCAUUGGAGUGAACUGACAGCACCGGCCAUGCAAGGCAAACACGAGGAUUGUUUUUUGCACCCCCUCCAAAAAAAAAAAGGCUUAACUCUACUUUUCACAUUGCCUGUCAAAUAUUAUCGAAGCUUCAUGUAAUGAUGCUUUUUAGUUUUUGAAUAUAAAAGGAAAAGAGACAUGAAAAGAAAAAUGAACAAUUUGUAAAACAUAAAAUGUUUUAUUUGUUGCAUGUCUUUUUGUUCUUCAAUAAAAUAACGUACUGCAGUGUUUUGAAUGUUAACUUUGUUUUUUAUAAGGAUUUCAGAGUGAAACCGUGGAGCCUUUUUCUUGACAGGUUUUAACUUUUAAGAUCUCUGCGUAUGUAAAAAGGUAUCAAAUGGAUUGUCUUUUUAAUUCCAAUUCAAAAACCUGUUUUCUGUGGAGAAAAUUAGCUGAAAGGUGUAGGUUUUAUGGUCUCUUAAUUUUUACUGGCAACGCGUAUCCCAAAUAAAUAGUUUCUUUUGUUGCAUAAA
Messenger RNA from Larimichthys crocea (large yellow croaker), 4921 nucleotides. RefSeq names its product pre-B-cell leukemia transcription factor 1. Gene Ontology annotation, cellular component: nucleus. NCBI's taxonomy places the organism in Eukaryota, Metazoa, Chordata, Actinopteri, Sciaenidae. The record is from RefSeq and is a predicted model, not a curated record. Bases 684 to 1979 code for a protein of 431 amino acids. Gene Ontology annotation, biological process: regulation of DNA-templated transcription. The transcript has 9 exons. Gene Ontology annotation, molecular function: DNA-binding transcription factor activity, RNA polymerase II-specific; DNA binding.